UUGUCUGUGGUGACAUUUCCGCAGGCACUCAUGAACGGAAUUCAUUUUACAGCUUUUUGUGCUAAAAUUAUUUAAUUUCAACGUUUAUUUCGAUUUAUUCAUGCAUUACUAACCAUAUACCUUUUCAAAAACAGUUAUCUAUAACCUAUAAUGCACGUUUAUUAGUGUACAAGUGUAUACGCCCUUGAAAACCGUGUUUCAAAAAAAGUCUAAAGUCAGCAUAGCAACAGCAGUUGGAUUCGUUUAUUUCCUAUUUUAGGAAAAUUUAAGAAGUGGUAGCUGCACGGGUGCCUUUAUGGGAUGCAUGGAGAGGAUGUCUGUUGUGUUGAGGGUCAUAGAGAGGCAACACUGAUCUGAUUAAAUAAGGUAUUGUAGUAUCCGCGUGGUGCUUUUGUUAGCGUAGUAAGAUGAUUACACGAAGAUGGUUUCACCCGUCACUGAAUGGAGUGGACGCAGAAAAGCUGCUGAUGGACUGCGGACGCGAUGGGUACUUCUUGGCGCGGCCGAGUAUGAGCAACAAGGGCGACUUCACGCUCUCCGUCCGACGGGGCAGCGAGGUCACCCACAUCAAAAUACAGAACAACGGAGAAUUCCUCGAUCUCUACGGCGGGGAGAAAUUCGCCACUCUCUCUGAACUCGUCCAAUUCUACAUGGACAACCAAGGCCAGCUGCGAGAAAAGAACGGAAACAUCAUCCGAUUAAAAACACCCCUCAACUGUGCCGACCCCACCACUGAACGCUGGUACCACGGACAACUGACCGCGAAGGAGGCCGAGAAGAUGAUGCUGGAGAACGGCAAGAAUGGCUCCUUCCUUGUGCGAGAGUCGCAGCGCCAACCCGGCGACUUCGUCCUUUCGAUCAGGACACGAGACCGCGUCACGCACGUCAUCAUCAGGCGGCAGGACAACAAAUAUGACGUCGGUGGCGGUCAGCAGUUCGAUGACUUGGUCAGUCUGAUAGAACACUAUCGUAACUACCCUAUGGUCGAAACUACGGGCGAAGUGCUAAGGUUGAUACAACCUUUCAACGCCACCCGAAUCCAAGUACGUCAUUUCCAUACGCGAGUGAAACAACUGCAAAAAGAAAAUGAAGGGCCUAUCGAAAGCAUGGCUUACAAACAAGGUUUCUGGGAAGAAUUUGAGACGUUACAAAUGAUGGAGAACCUGCAAUUGUUCGACAGAAUGGAGGGUUCAAAACCAGAGAACAUUCGGAAAAACAGAUACAAAAAUAUUAUACCUUUUGAUCACACGCGUGUUGUCCUGAGGGACAUUCCAGGCGACGCCCCGGCAGGCUCUGAUUACAUCAACGCCAACUACAUUCGGUGCGACAUGUCCGAUUCCUUAUCGGACUCACAGGACAGCAUUUACAUUAGCAACGAAAACGGCUCGCCAACUUCCCGAGAAGGGACUCUCUCCAAAGGCAAACAUAAAACAUCUCCGAACCAUACUACUGUAGUUGUGACGGAGGAGAAGUUUCACCGGGAUGGAAAGCACAACAACGGUGUCCAGAAACUCGUACCGUCAUUUGAGCCGAGCGUUAUCCGGUCGAACCCCAAUUAUGUUAACACCACGAUACCCAAGGCUGUCGUCGAAGCAGAAACUACGAUCGACGAUCAUGUUUAUAACAAGACCUAUAUCGCCACUCAGGGUUGUCUGUCGACUACGAUUUACCAGUUUUGGUCCAUGAUCUGGCAGGAAGAUGUACGCAUAAUCAUAAUGACGACGAAAGAAAUUGAACGCGGUAAAGUGAAAUGCGAGCGAUACUGGCCCGACCUGAAUAAAACGGAGGUUAUAAAAAAAUAUACAAUUUACAACGAAUCGGAAUCAUCGACCCAAGAUUACACGUUGCGACGUUUUCAGGUUACGCGGAAGGACGAUACUGAAUCGAAGAGAACCAUCUAUCAUUUUCACUUCACGGCUUGGCCGGACCACGGCGUGCCCUCGGAGCCAGGUCGCGUCCUUAACAUUCUGCUGGACGUGAACUUCAGGCUGCAGCAGAUAAUGACGGGGCCCGACCCUCCGCCGCAGGCCGUCGUAUGCGUGCACUGCUCUGCCGGAAUAGGCCGCACCGGCACUUUCAUAGUCAUCGACAUGAUCCUGGACCAAAUAAGGAAGGAGGGCUUCGAUUGCGAGAUCGACAUCCACCGCACGGUGCAGAUGGUCCGAGACCAGCGAUCCGGUAUGGUGCAGAAUGAAGCGCAGUACAAAUUCAUUUACAUGGCGGUUCUGGAGUUCAUCGAGACUGUGAAGCAGCGGAUCGGGCUGGGGCCCGAGACGACGACCCAGGACUCGCCCCGCAUCAGGACUCACCCCGUACCUUUUUUAUGAAACGCGCUAAAAGCGUCAAGAAACUUUUGUCGCAAGCUUUAUCCCUCGGAAAAAAAAUAGACGAUUGAAGUUCACGGGAACUUCAGGACUCCAGUGAAACCACUCUAUAAACAGUUGUGAAUUUGUGAAUAUGUUUCAACAUAAUAUGUGUAUCUUCUAAACAAUAAUUUUAUUCAAAAUAAAAAUAUUGGGUGGUAUUUUUUUAAUAAGGUGUAUGUAUCAAUAUUAAAGGUACUAAAUAUUUAAAGUGUAAGGUAAAUUUUAGUUUAAAGAUUAAAGUGCCGAAUAUUUUUUCCAUGUUUUCAAUAGGAAGCUCUGAGCUUUGAUUUCAAUUAUAAUUUUAACAUACUUAUUCAUGUAAAGGGAAGUUUAUAAGGAAACUUAAUUGUUCUACAUAAAUAAUUAUUUAUGAAGUAUUUUAUCGCUGUAUAUUAUGUAUGUAUAGGCACUAAUUAGGACUUGUAUCGUUAGUGACUCAACAAUAAUAUCAUACUUUUCCAAAAAUAAGUUAUUAUUCGAAUAUGAUUGAAUUGAUAGUGUUAACAUAUGAAAUAAAAAUAUAAAUGUUGUUAAAAAACGGGAAUAUUGUUAGAAAUUGAAAACUAUUACGUUUAAUAUAUUAUUAUAUCAUUACGGCGACCUGAUGGAUGUUUCAAAUCGUUGCUUUAACAGUACUACAUGAGGUCAGGCGGUUGGCUUCAAUGUGAUCUCGAAUUGGAUUUUAAUUAGACAGAAUGCUAUUAUAUUUUAAAUCAGGUUCAGAAGUGUUCAUUAUUAUGUUGUGUAUAAAUGUAACGAUAUCUAAAAAUAGCAGCUAUUAGUUGCUCAGCAAAAAACAAAGGCGUUUUACCGCGCGCUUUGUAAUUCAAACACAUUAUGCUUUUGCGUGUAUAAAGUCAAUUAACCCAUAGUAAUUGUAUAUCCACUGUUUCAACAGUCAAUCGGAAAAUUGAAUAAAUUGUAAAAAGCAGAAGUUAAAAUCGGAAUGUAAAUUGUAAAGAUCUAAAUAGAUUUAAAUCUGACGCUAAUUUCGGGGUCUCCCUUUCACAUUUACUUUAUUUUAGUUUUUUUUAGCCAUAUACAUAAUUAUGUUAUUCCUUCUAUGGGACAAAUACCAUCUUUUAUAGUCUUUAUUGUUCUACUUUAACAA
Molecule: messenger RNA, 3477 nt
Organism: Ostrinia furnacalis (Asian corn borer)
Lineage: Eukaryota; Metazoa; Arthropoda; Insecta; Lepidoptera; Crambidae
Gene: csw
Product: protein tyrosine phosphatase non-receptor type corkscrew
Exons: 2
Coding region: 408-2327 (639 amino acids)
Biological process (GO): protein dephosphorylation; positive regulation of ERK1 and ERK2 cascade
Cellular component (GO): cytoplasm
Molecular function (GO): cell adhesion molecule binding; receptor tyrosine kinase binding; non-membrane spanning protein tyrosine phosphatase activity
Source: RefSeq, a predicted model, not a curated record